Molecule: messenger RNA, 940 nt
Organism: Paramecium primaurelia
Lineage: Eukaryota; Ciliophora; Oligohymenophorea; Peniculida; Parameciidae
Source: the annotation of a GenBank genome assembly
AUGCAGGAUAAUAAAAAAGUCCAAUAAUUUAUUCUUUAAGAGAAAGUAGGUUUUGGAGCAUUUGGUGAGGUUUAUAAAGCAAUAGAUGAAAAUACAAGUAAACACAUGAUUUUUUAAUAUCAUUAGGUGAAAUCUUUGCUAUCAAAAGAAUUUUCUCUGGAAGGUCUUAAUAGAUUGAUCAAUCCACUAUUAGGUAAUAGUAUAAUAUUUAUUUAUAGAGAAAUAGCUGCUCUCAGUUCUUUAAAAGGAUAAAAUCAUAUAGUUCCUUUAUAAAAAGUAAUCUUUGAGAAAGGAUGUGUUUAUAUAGUUUUACCAUUUUACCCAUAUAAUCUUUAUGAACACAUCAAAUAGAACGAUGAUAUCAAUUAUAAAAAGGUUUUCAAGCAACUUCUGCUUGGAGUGUACAACAUUCACAAAUUAGGUUUUAUGCAUAGAGAUUUGAAACCUUUGAAUAUACUUGUUGAUGAUAACUAAAAUGUUUAUAUAAGUGACUUUGGUAUAGCCAGAAUGAAUUUUGGUCAAUGUAGAAAUUUCAAUUCUAAUUGUGAGAAACAUUCUUAUGAAGUUAUUACAUUGCACUUUAGACCACCUGAAAAUUUAUUGGGUUGUGAUAAUGUAAUAUUGUAUUUUAUUAUUGCAAGUAUCAUGUAUCUGUAGAUGUAUGGUCAUUGGGUUGUGUAUUCUAUUAAGUAGUUAUGAAAGAAAUACUUUUUUAUGGUGACUCUUAAAUAGAGAUGCUAUUUAAAAUAUUCUCUAAAUUAGGUACUCCCAGUGCCUUUAUUGCACCUUCUCUUUGUAGCUUACCUUUGUUCAAUGUAAUAUUAUUAAAUUAAUUAGGAGGCUGCUGCAUUUCCUCGAUUUUAUCCAACUAAGUAUCUGUAUCAGGAAGAGUUACUCUCUAGGAUUGGAUAUGAAGGAGCUGAUCUAAUAGAUAGAAUGA